AGAACCUGCUAUAUACUUUGAUGGAAAUUCAACAUUUGAAUAUCCUCAAUAUCCUUUGUCUUCAGAUCAUCAAUUCUGGACAUUUGACUUAUGGUGCCUUGUUGAUUCAAAAGAUCCAACUAACAUUCCUGGAUUUCCUGUUGAUGCCUGUUCUGUCAUUUUGUCAACUACCCCUCGAAGAGAUUUUAUUAGUGGAUUCAGCAAGUUGGUUCCAGCUCCUCCUAUCUUUUAUAUGCCUUUAUGGACUAGGGAAGAAUUGGAAGUUGUUGCACCCCUUUACUCAAAUGUAGCUAAUAUUUGGAUGAAUCGCUUUGAGCUUUUAGGUGGUGUUCCUCGUCUUGUGCUGGAACAAACUGAACAAGAUCCAACAUCAAUUCUGAUUUCAGCUUGUAAACAAUGUGAACUGGAGGACUGUAUCAAGUUGGUUUCAAUUCAUUCUGAAAUCACCAAAACAAAGACUAUUCAAACACUUGUUCAUCUUAAGUCAAGUCCACCUUAUAAAGAUGCUACAGUGAUAUAUGCCUCAGAAACUGCAAUGAAGACUAUUGCUCAUACUAAAUGGACUUAUGAACGUCUAAAGAUGCAGAGUCUUCUUGGUUCUUGUGCUGGAAAUCCUCUUGCUGCAGCCCUUUGUGGAUACAUCUUUGAACCCCAUUCCAUUGAUUUAUUGGAACAAGGUGGUACCUUCCAAUGUCGAGAACUUGUCUCUGGUAGGAAAAGUCUCAAGUCUGGUUCCUUUGACCUCAAGAUUCCAAAAUCAAGACUCCCUCCACAAGUUGUUGACCAUGUUGAAGAAAACCAAACUCACAAUCAAUUGUACAUUCCCAAGACUAAAAAUUAUGCUGCCAUUGAUGCUUGGAUGCCAAAUUUUGGUGGUUUUCAAAUGACUGUUGGAAAAAAUCAUGACAUCAAGGGUGGAACAUCAUCUGAUUUGGAGAAACUAGGUCCUCAUGGUAACAAACUAUACUUUCUACUCCCACCUCUUCACUUUGAGUCAUUCACUAAGAAAACACCACAAACAAUCAAUCAGUUUGCAAUUCUUAUUCCCUAUCCUGAAAAA
Molecule: messenger RNA, 1060 nt
Organism: Entrophospora candida
Lineage: Eukaryota; Fungi; Glomeromycota; Glomeromycetes; Entrophosporales; Entrophosporaceae
Source: the annotation of a GenBank genome assembly